AGUUCUCGCGUUCGCCUUCACCUUAAAACCGUGUUCAUCUUGAUAAGAUAGAGACAUGUAAUUUUCCCGUAUGUAUUUUAAUGUCAUGAUUAUAGAUUUCAAUCACUAGUUUUGUUUGUCAAACGGAUAAGAUGUAAUGAUUCUAAUUAGCCGAUUUUAAAAUAAAUCGGCCUAGGCCUAAAUCCUUCGUAUAGGCCCGUCGAAUCGCGUCAACGAAUGCUUUAAAGUUUAAAAUUCGUCACUUAUAUUAAAUAACACUUUGUCAUCGAUUAGGUAAGUUACAACGUCAUUAAUUAAGUUUAAGUUGAGUCAGCUAAAGGUUCUCUUGAAAUGAUUAAGAUAAAAACAGAAUUAUGGAACAAUCGGUGGCAGAGACGGCUGAUCGAAAUGACGCGGCCGUUUACAUUCAAGAAGGUGUACUUUCCGAUAUAUCAAAUGGGGAUAAAGGGCCUUACAUCUACCCGACCACCUAUGAACAGCCCGGUUAUUCAAAUUGGGUGGAAUGGCCCCAUCAACAGUACACCACUGAGCCUAUACAUGCCAUAACCAGUUAUGGUUGUCAACCGACGCCCAUAACGUCGAUUGAACCUAUAGCUCCUCCAUCGCGAAGGGGGAGACCCAGGGGAUCUUCGACUAUAGUCGAUGAAAAUGGUAAACCCGUCCCAACCGUAGGUGACAAAAUUGAGCAAAGACGACAAAGAAAUCGAAUUGCAGCUAUUCAGAGUAGGAUGAGGAGAAAAGAAUAUAUUCGACGUUUAGAAACGAGACAGCACGAGCAAGGGCAUCUUAUUGAGCAGUUACAAGAGGAAGUUAGAUAUUUGAGAAUGCUGCAAGGAAUUCCUCUAGAUUUGCCUUUGCAAACUUCCCUAAAUCAGAAUGCCGAUUAUGCCGAGUAUAUCCAACAGACUUAUGGAUCAAACGGUCCAGCUGCAAGUGAGACUGUCGUUGAAGAAAAUCAAAAGAACAACGACUUGCAGGACUCGGAAGUAGUUGCUAAAAAAGAGACUGAUUAA
Molecule: messenger RNA, 1013 nt
Organism: Dimorphilus gyrociliatus
Lineage: Eukaryota; Metazoa; Annelida; Polychaeta; Dinophilidae
Source: the annotation of a GenBank genome assembly